CUCUGCAACACGAGCAUUUCAACGUUAUUAAUCUUUCUCUAACUGUUGUUGACAAGAAUCAUGUCGGGCGAUGACACUAUUCCAAUAACAAUUGAGUUCAGUGGAGGGCUCGAGAUCCUCUUUGCUAAUCAGAAGAAAUAUGAUCUUUCGCUGCCCGCCAAAGACGAAUCUGGCAAGCCUACAAAUAUUGCUUUUCUAGUGAGGUUUCUUUGUGACAAUGUCAUGAAGGACCCACGUAAGGAACUGUUCGUGCUAGACGGCACUGUACGGCCUGGCAUCCUGGUCCUUAUCAAUGAAGCGGACUGGGAACUAGAAGGGGAAGACGAGUAUCAAGUACAAAGAGGGGACCAUGUCAUGUUUGUUUCUACGCUUCAUGGGGGUUGAAAUAUGUGCAUUGGGUAGAGGAAAUAUCAGUGUGCCUGGGUGAUGUUUGGUGCACGAAAGAUGUAUGGCGUUGUGUAGUACAUUGAAAUAGUCAUCGAAUCCAAGAUGCAAGCCAGGGGCUACGAAGGAAAGCAUCAUCUGGCUUACAUAACAUGUCGAUGCGAAGUCGUGGAAUAAAAGUGCUGCGUUAGCAUCGAUGGUGCUAGCACUACCG
Bipolaris sorokiniana ND90Pr is the source of this 598-nucleotide messenger RNA. RefSeq lists its product as uncharacterized. Gene Ontology annotation, molecular function: protein tag activity. Gene Ontology annotation, cellular component: cytoplasm; nucleus. The coding region runs from base 61 to 384 and encodes 107 amino acids. The transcript has 3 exons. The record is from RefSeq and is a predicted model, not a curated record. NCBI's taxonomy places the organism in Eukaryota, Fungi, Ascomycota, Dothideomycetes, Pleosporales, Pleosporaceae. Gene Ontology annotation, biological process: tRNA thio-modification; protein urmylation.